Messenger RNA from Octopus sinensis (East Asian common octopus), 841 nucleotides. RefSeq lists its product as uncharacterized. NCBI's taxonomy places the organism in Eukaryota, Metazoa, Mollusca, Cephalopoda, Octopoda, Octopodidae. Bases 135 to 563 code for a protein of 142 amino acids. The record is from RefSeq and is a predicted model, not a curated record. The transcript is spliced from 2 exons.
CUUUGCUAUUCAAUAGAUUGGGAUAUUAGGACAGGAAGAGCAUCCAAUUGUACACAAGGAAAAUGCUGCUCCCAAGCAGGGAAAAGUAGGUGUUAAAAUGGCAAUGAUGAAAAAAAAACCCUGAAAUUUUUCAUAUGGGCAACCAAUCACUAAUGUUGAUUUAUCUUUUUACUUUAGAACCAGUUGCAUUAGGAGACAAUGUCACACUUCAUACUGAAGUAGCCGAGAUGACAGGAAUUGUUUUCUGGAAAAACGACAAUGGUAGAUAUGAAUGUAACCCGACUUGUUAUAAUUACGGUAACUAUGAAGUUACACAAGAUGGUAGCAAAUCUACUCUUUUGAUCCAAAUGGUAUCAGAACAAGAUUUCACUUGGCAUUUUUGUGACUUGUGUCUCUGCUCUGCAAAAUAUACCUUAGUGACAAAAGGUGAAAAAACAGAAACAACGACAACAAAAGAUGCUGAAACUAAUGGAUCAGAAAACAGCUUACCAACCUAUGCCUAUGUCUUAAUUUUCAUAUCUGUAUUUGUAGUCAUCGUUAUCAUUAAGAAAGACCAGAACUGAUAUUGGCCAACCUUACUACUGACUUUCACUGAUCCGGGUAGAAUUGUUGGUUUUUGCAUAAACUACCUCCAUAUUUUAUGUAACAUCAUCAUCAUCAUCAUCGUUGGUUUGGCAUCACCUUUUCCAAAACUCUGCUCCAUCUUACUCUUGCUUGUCCAAUACAAGCAUGGAAAAGUGGACGUUAGAAUGUUGUUGUUGAUGAUGAAAACGAUGAUAUGCGAUUGAUGAUGAUUGAGGAUAAUAAUGAUUGAUGGUGAUGUCUGAUGAUUGAUGAUGAU